Molecule: messenger RNA, 1142 nt
Organism: Conger conger (European conger)
Lineage: Eukaryota; Metazoa; Chordata; Actinopteri; Anguilliformes; Congridae
Gene: mad2l1
Product: MAD2 mitotic arrest deficient-like 1 (yeast)
Exons: 5
Coding region: 6-722 (238 amino acids)
Biological process (GO): mitotic spindle assembly checkpoint signaling
Cellular component (GO): nucleoplasm; cytoplasm; kinetochore
Source: RefSeq, a predicted model, not a curated record
UACACAUGCGCGGAAUGCAAAUUGUACUGUUUCAAACUGAGUGGCGGGUAGAACUGCAGAGUGUGGCAACACAGCGGAAUUUCAAGAAAACGUACUGCAAAAUAAGUUUGAAAAUGUCGAGUACAUUGAAAGGAAUUACUCUCAAAGGCAGCGCGGAACUGGUUGCUGAGUUUUUUUCAUUUGGUAUCAACAGUAUUCUUUACCAACGAGGCAUCUACCCUCCAGAAACCUUCACGCGAGUCACUCAGUACGACAUGAGUCUAUAUCUUACCACGGACGCCAAGCUGAAGAACUAUCUGACCAACGUGGUGACGCAGCUCAGAGAAUGGCUAUUUGACUGUACGGUUCAGAAGCUUGUCCUUGUGAUCACGUGUUUGGAGACCAAUGAGGUGCUGGAGAGGUGGCAGUUCGACAUCGAGUGUGACAAGAGCGCUAAACAGAGCAGCGGUCCCAGGGACAAGUCCAUCAAGGCCAUCCAGGAGGAGAUCCGCUCCGUUAUCCGACAGGUCACCGCCACCGUUACGUUCCUGCCCCUACUGGAGACCGCCUGCGCGUUCGAUCUCCUGAUCUACACGGACAAGGACCUGGAGGUGCCCGAGAAGUGGGAGGAGUCCGGGCCACAGACCAUCGCCGACUCGGAGGAGGUGCGCCUGCGCACCUUCACCACCACCAUCCACAAGGUCAACAGCAUGGUGGCCUACAAGAGGACGGACUACCUCUAGACCCCCCCCCGCCCGCAGGGGAACCCUGUAUAUACCCCACCCUCCACCCGCAGGGGAACCCUGUAUAUACCCCACUCUCCACCCGCAGGGGAACCCUGUAUCUACCCCACCCUCCACCCUGCCCAACAACCGGUGUGAAAGUAGUUCUCUUUACAGUGUUCUGUUUCUCCCCCUCCACCCCCAACCCCCAACUCUGUCUCUGUAAGAUGUGUACAGUGGGGGCUGCUGAGGCGUCCUCUACACUGCCUGUUGUAAAUAAUGCCGGAGUGACUGUGUUACCUGUGUCCGUUCUUCUUGAACUGUUUCUUCUUCUUCUUCUUCUGUCCUCUUUCCAUGUGCAAAGCCCAGUUUUAGAGUCUCGUGGUUUCUUUGUUCUAUUUUAAGAAAAGGAGUAUCUAAAAUAAAAAAAAAUUAGGAAAA